AUGGUUGCUAAUUUAACUACAAUUAUUCUUAUACCAAUUAUGUUAUGUUUUUCAGCAACUGCAGCAACAAGAACUAAGCUGUAUUCCACCAUUGGUCAACAUGAUAGCACCAAUUCUGGUGCUAAUGAUAGUAUUUGCAGUUCCAUGGUAGUCACACAGGGCUACAUUUGCCAAGAACAUAAAGUGACAACAAAAGAUGGCUAUAUUCUUAGCAUGCAGAGAAUGCCGGCUGAUCGGUAUGGUAAGCCUGCGGAUAAACCACCGGUUCUUCUGCAGCACGGGAUAAUGUCGGAUGGUUCAACAUGGCUAUUCAAUUCUCCAGAUGAAUCUUUGGCUUUCAUAUUGGCAGACAAUGGCUAUGAUGUGUGGAUUAGUAACACCCGCGGGACGCGACAUAGUCAAGGACAUACCUCACUUCAUCCUAACGAUCCGGUUUAUUGGAAUUGGUCAUGGGAUGAAUUAGCAGCAUAUGAUCUUCCUGCUACAUUCAACUAUGUUCAUGAUCAAACAGAGGAGAAACUUUACUAUGUUGGACAUUCUUUGGGAACUUUAAUGGCUUUGGCUUCAUUUUCACAAGAAAAGUUGAUAAACAUGUUAAGAGCAGCUGCUUUGCUUAGCCCAAUUGCAUACCUUAAUCAGAUUCCAUCACCACUUACUAAAGCUGCAGCUGAUUUGUUCUUAGCUGAGGAGUUGUAUUGGCUAGGCCUACGCGAAUUCAUUCCCGGAGGGUUGGCCGUUUCGAAGCUUCUGGAAGAUAUAUGCAAUAAUCCUGGAAUAAAUUGCUCCAACUUAAUGGAUGCUUUUACUGGUGCUAAUUGCUGUGUAAAUUCUUCAAGAAUAACUAAUUUUCUAAAUAAUGAACCUCAAGCAACUGCUACUAAAAAUGUUAUUCACCUUGCUCAAAUGAUCAGAACAGGGACAUUAGCAAUGUAUGAUUAUGGAAAUGAAGGUGACAACAAAAAACACUACAAUCAGACAAAUCCUCCGGUCUACGACAUGACAACAAUUCCGAAUGAUCUCCCACUUUUGCUCGCGUACGGAGGAAAAGAUUCUCUUUCGGAUGUAAAAGAUGUGCAAGUUCUGCUAAACAAGCUCAAAGAUCAUGAUUCCAACAAGCUGGUGCUGCUAUAUGUAAAGGAUUAUGCUCAUGUUGAUUUUGUUUUUGGUGUAAAUGCUAAUCAAGUUGUAUAUGAUCCUUUAAUGGAUUUCUUUAAAAUUAAUUCAUUGUAA
Molecule: messenger RNA, 1230 nt
Organism: Mercurialis annua (annual mercury)
Lineage: Eukaryota; Viridiplantae; Streptophyta; Magnoliopsida; Malpighiales; Euphorbiaceae
Product: triacylglycerol lipase 2-like
Exons: 8
Coding region: 1-1230 (409 amino acids)
Biological process (GO): lipid metabolic process
Molecular function (GO): hydrolase activity, acting on ester bonds
Source: RefSeq, a predicted model, not a curated record